UUGAUCUACGACAGAAUCAUAGAUUUCAUAGAUAACCUUAGAAAAUAAUUAAAAUGGGAAAGAAAAGAAAAUUAAAAAAUAAAGAAGAUGAUAACGAGUUUGAUCCUGUUCCUAAACAUUUUGUUACAGGACAUAUUAAAAAUCAGGAAAAACGUUUAAUAGUUAUUUUAGAAGAAGCACAGCUUGAAAGUGUGAAGGUAGGAAAUUCGUUUGAUUUACUUAAUUGUGACGACCAUGCCAAUUUUCUAAAAAAAUCUAACAGAGAUCCUGGUUCAUGUCGUCCUGAUAUUGUGCACCAAUGUCUCCUCAUGUUGUUGGACAGUCCCCUCAACAGAGCUGCCCUAUUACAAGUUUAUGUUCACACAAAUCAUAAUAUUCUUAUAGAAAUCAACCCUCAGACAAGAAUUCCACGAACCUUUAAACGAUUUGCAGGAUUAAUGGUUCAGUUAUUGCACAAGUUCUCAGUUAGAGCAAGUGAUGGAAACAUGAAGCUUUUAAAGGUGAUUAAAAACCCUGUCACAGAUCAUUUACCUGUUGGAGUUAAAAAGAUUUGUAUGUCGUUCUCUUCUAAUAAAGUUGUGAAUCCAAGAGAAUUGGUUCCUCAAACAGAAGACCCUGUUGUUGUGGUGGUAGGUGCAAUGGCCCAUGGAAAAUUAGAAAUUGAUUAUACUGAAGAAACUGUAGCUAUCAGCAAUUAUCCACUAUCAGCUGCCUUAACAUGCACAAAACUCUGUUCUGCAUUUGAAGAAGCGUGGGGAGUGUUGUAAUUUAUUUAGGUAUAAAGAUGUAAUAUUAAGUUGUGCAUAUGACAGUCUUGUAAAAAGUUCUGUUGUUCAAUAUAAGAUUUGAUAGAAA
Molecule: messenger RNA, 855 nt
Organism: Agrilus planipennis (emerald ash borer)
Lineage: Eukaryota; Metazoa; Arthropoda; Insecta; Coleoptera; Buprestidae
Product: ribosomal RNA small subunit methyltransferase NEP1
Exons: 3
Coding region: 54-767 (237 amino acids)
Biological process (GO): rRNA base methylation
Cellular component (GO): small-subunit processome; nucleolus
Molecular function (GO): rRNA binding; rRNA (pseudouridine) methyltransferase activity
Source: RefSeq, a predicted model, not a curated record